Messenger RNA from Elaeis guineensis (African oil palm), 1515 nucleotides. Its product is annotated as peroxidase 5. Gene Ontology annotation, molecular function: peroxidase activity; heme binding. The record is from RefSeq and is a predicted model, not a curated record. Lineage: Eukaryota; Viridiplantae; Streptophyta; Magnoliopsida; Arecales; Arecaceae. Gene Ontology annotation, biological process: response to oxidative stress; hydrogen peroxide catabolic process.
AUAAGACUUGAGUUGGAAUAGAUCGAGAGAGAGAGAGAUGGGGUUUGGGAAAGAGGUUGUGUUAGCAGUUAUGGUGGUUUUCUGCUUGAGUUCUCAGCUGGAGGCUCAGCUUCAAGUGGGGUUUUAUGACAGCAUAUGUCCUCAGGCCGAGCUUAUUGUGAAGACUCAGGUUACAGUGGCACUUCUUAGUAACAUCGGUCUGGCUGCUGGACUUGUGAGAAUGCAUUUCCACGACUGCUUCAUCAGGGGCUGCGAUGGGUCCGUUCUCAUAGACUCAACUUCAACAAACACUGCAGAGAAGGAUUCUUCGAUCAACAAAAGCCUCCGAGGAUUUGAUGUCAUUGACAGUGCUAAGGCCCUGUUGGAAGCUACAUGCCCGGGAAUGGUUUCAUGUGCUGACAUACUUGCAAUUGCAGCAAGGGAUAGCAUAGAACUGACUGGAGGGCUCUCAUAUGAGGUCCCAGCUGGACGAAGAGAUGGAACAGUCUCAUUAGCGUCCGAGACAUUCACUAAUUUGCCAGGGCCAGGCUUUAACGUUGAUCAGCUUACCCAGAGCUUUAAAGUUAAAGGUCUCACCCAGGAACAAAUGGUCACUCUCUCCGGGGCACAUACUAUUGGCCGGUCGCACUGCAGCUCCUUCAGCAAUAGACUCUAUAACUUCAGCACUACCGUGAAAGAAGAUCCAAGCUUGGAUGCAACUUAUGCUGCACAAUUGAUGCAGGAAUGCCCCCAGGGGAGCACAGACCCAAAUCUGGUCGUCCCAAUGGAUCCUUCUAGCCCAAACAUCGUGGACACCGGCUAUUACAGCAACAUCCUCGCCAAUCGAGGCUUGUUCACAUCAGAUCAGACCCUGCUAUCGCAAGUUGCGACCGCUGGCCAGGUGAGGCAGAACGCUGCCAAUUCCAUGCUCUGGCAGAACAAGUUUGCAGCAGCCAUGGUGGCAAUGGGUCAAAUUGGUGUCCUCACAGGAAGCAAUGGAGAGAUACGUCGCAAUUGCAGGGUUGUUAACUAAAGAGUGUCGGUUGCCCUUUUACACCCCACAAAGUGUAGUAGAAGAAAGAGAGCGAAAGUUUUGUUCUAUGCUGGCCCGAUGGUAUGAGUCCAUGUGCAUGGAUUAAUACACUACAAAUUAUAAAAUUUGUAUGGUCUUUUAUAUGUUGAUGUCGAUGUCGAUGUAGUGCUGUUUUGCAUCAAGAAAUAGUGAUGCAAUUAAAGGAGGGGCUGUGAAAUGAUUAGAAAAGGAAUAAGACAAGACGUGCACAAUGGCUAUUGGCCCCACAUAGCUCAGUCUUUGUCAAGGAUUUUCGUAAAUUGGACGCGUUCAGCAAUAUCUAUGCCCUACCCAUGUGCAAAUUAAAUAAGCAAUCUUGAUUAGGAUCCCAAUUCCCAACCGCAGCUGGCUGUGCAAGCUUUUCGAUCCAGCAGGGAGGAUGGAGUGAAAUUUGUAGGCUGUAACGGGUUAUUUGGCAUCACUUCUGUCAAACCUAAGUGGUUCACUUCUUGUAGUCUUUUUUU